Molecule: messenger RNA, 3948 nt
Organism: Closterium sp. Naga37s-1
Lineage: Eukaryota; Viridiplantae; Streptophyta; Zygnematophyceae; Desmidiales; Closteriaceae
Source: the annotation of a GenBank genome assembly
AUGGCCCACACCGUCGAAUCACCCACCGCCGCAACAGCCGGCUGCACCGGCGCUAGUGCCGGCACCGUCAGCGGCGGCAACGGCGACCGCGGCACCGGCAGCGGCACCGGCGGCGGCGACGGUGGGGGGGCUGGAGGCAGUUCGAGCGCAAGCCAUUCCCGCGCGUCGGGCCCAGCGGUCGGGAGAGCUCGCAGCGACAGCGCCGUUAUAGAGAUCAUCAGUAUUCCCGAGGAAUCGCCAUUUGACGCUCUCCCCGCCUCCGCUCUCCCCGCCUCCGCUCUCCCCGCAUCCUCCGCUGCUGCUACUGCAGGCUCUUCCGCAAAAUCGCUACACCAUCCCCCCGCCGCCUUCACUCCGGAUUCUUCUCACGAGUUCUCCGCCGCGAUACCCGGCGCCAGCUCAUCGUCCGCGGAUUUCGCGCGCCUCCAGCCCCCCUCCGCCGACCCGCGCUCCCGCUCCCCCUCCCGCUCCCGCUCCUCCUCCUCCUCCGCCUCCUCAUCCCGCACAUUCAGCUUCGCCGCGGCUCGGGGCUUCUUCAGCGGCCGACUCGGCACGCUCUCGCGGAGUCAUAACGACCCGCAUCAUUCCACGGACGCGACCCGACCGUUUCCUGACGCGGGUGGAGGCGCGGAAAGCAGCGGAGGCGGCGGUGCGGCGGAGGCCGCCAGAGAGGAGAACGAGGUGCGGGGAUGGCGGUCGUCGAUGUUCGCGCCGCUGCUGCUGCGCCCCGCGCUGCGGAGGCGCGCAGCGAUGCGCGGGGUGGAAGAAGGGGAGGAAGGGGAAGAGGGGGAAGAUGACCGCGACGCGAGCGAGGAAGCUUCACUCGUUCCGCACGUGUGUGACUCAGCGUGCUCCGCGGCGCGCGGAUGCCCGAGGCUGCGCGGAAUCGCCUCCGAUAGUAGCGCCGCUGGCGGCACACACGCGCUGUCCGCGUGGGAGGCGGAGGAGCGCGAGCGGGAGCGGGCGCUAGAAGCGGCGGAAGCGGCGGACGGGGAGGGGGAGCGCGCGGAGGACGAAGAGGACGAGUACUGGGGGGUUUCGGGCGUGUCUAUAUUCGAUAGCCCCCCCCCCGAAGCCAUGCUCGCGCCCAUAGGGUUAGGGGGAGGCGGGGGGAGGCGGGCGACGGGGGAGGCGGAGUGGGGGAGCGGGUGCCCGCGCUUCCUGCAGGGGCUGCGCGAAACGGGGGGGGACUGGUGGCAGGAGAGGCAGCUGCGGUGGCGGAAGAGGAGGCGGGAGGGGGAGGAGGGCGGAGGGGGGGAGGGCGGGGAAGCGGCUGGGGGGGAAGGGGGUGGGGAGGAAGGGGAGCGCGCAGGGCAAACAACCAGCGGGCGUGGCAGCAUCAGUGCUGUUGGCAGUGGCGGUGGCGGCAGCGGCAGCGGCCGCGGUGGCGGUGGUGGUGGAGGCGGCAGCGGCAGCAUCAAGCCCGGCGUCGCCAGCAGCAUGAGCGCCACGAGCAGCACCAGCUUCACCAGCACAAAAACCUUCCGCUACCCAGCCAGCGCAUCCCAGGCGUUCCCCCGCGGCGCACCCUCGUCCCCCUACCCCAAAUCCGCCACAUCCGGAGGCGGCGCAGGAAGAGCAGGAGCAGCAGGCAGCGGCAGCGGCAGCAGCAGCAGCAUCACGGAGUGGGGGCGGCAGCGGUGGUGGUUCGGGCGGGUGAUUGACCCGCGGAGCCCGGGCAUGAAGCGCUGGUCGCGGUUCUACGCAGGAGUCACAUCCCUCUCUCUCUUCUCCGACCCCUGCUUCCUAUACAUGCUCUCGUUCUCUAGUGAUUCCUCCUGCCUGUACAUCCAAGGCCCGUACGUGAUCAUCAUGGCUUCCAUCCGCACGCUAUGCGACGUAUUCUACCUCGUCAACUCGUGCCUCGCGCUGCGCACCUCGUACGUGUCCCGGCAGAGCAUGGUGCUGGGGAGAGGGGAGCUAGAGACGUUCGCGCGAAAGGUCGCCGUGCAUCAUCUGACCUCCUGGAGCGGGUUAUUCCUCGACGUUGUCGUGGUUCUCCCCAUCCCGCAGGUGCUCUGCUUGAUCGCAGUACCGUAUUUCCUCCUGCAAGCCAGCGAAGGCGAGUACGGGUACGUGGAGGAGGGCAUCGGAAUCAUGCUCUCUUUCAUGCUGCUUCAGUACUGCGUAAAAGUGUAUCACACGUACGUGGUGGCGCGGCGGCAGCAGAGGGUCAACGGGUACGUCUUCGGCACCUCCUGGUGGGGGUUCGUGCUGAACAUGCUCGUGUUUCUCAUCACCGCGCACGGAUUCGGAGGGCUGUGGUACGUGCAGACCGUGCAGUCAGCCAUUCAGUGCCUGGUAGAGCAGUGCAAUGACUCCCAACCCACCUGCACGCACGACUGGCUGACCUGCCCGGAGCAGUUCGCAUGGGGGGACAUGCCGCCGCCGCAGGACAACGCGCAGGCGGCGUGGGGCGGCAGCACCAACGUCACGGACAACUGCUUCCCGCCGUUCGGCACCACAGGAAGCUAUAACUACGGGAUCUACGACUUUGCAGUGCAGUUACUGAAAGAGCAGGGGCCUCCCGAGAAGAUCAUGUACGGGAUUUUCUUCGGGAUCAUGACUCUCGCGACGUUCGGGAACGCGCUCGUGCCGUCGGCGAGUAUCGGCCAGUCGGUGUUUUCGCUGAUCAUGGUGAUCUGCGGCCUGCUGCUCUUCACGUCCCUCAUUGGCAACAUCGAGGUGUUUUUACACUCCAUGACGGCUCGCAUCGAGGACAUGCAUCUGAGAAGGAGGGACCUGGACUGGUGGAUGCAGCGGCGCCAGCUCCCCACGGAUCUCCAGAUGAAGGUGCGGCGGCAGGAGCGGCACACAUUCGCAUCCACCCGAGGCCUGCAUGAGGAGGAGCUCUUAGACGGGCUACCGGACAGCCUUCAGAGGGAUGUGAGAAGACACUUGUGCCGGGGGCUGGUGCGGAGAGUACCGCUGUUUGAAGCAGUCGACGAGGCUGUGGUGGAUAAUAUCUGCGCGAAGCUGCGCUCAGUGGUGCUUAUAGCGGGGACGCAGGUGGCCAGGCGGGGCGAGCCGGUCGAGGAAAUGCUCUUCAUAGCCCGGGGGCUCCUCAGGGGUUCCCGGGAUGAUGCUGAUGAUGCUGCUGCUGCUGCUGCUGGUGCUGGUGCAAAUGGCGGGAAGUCUGUACGGGGGAGUAAGCGGCAUGUGUCUGGGGAUGGAAGCAGGAGCAGUGUGCAGGGCAGCAGCAGUAGUAGUCGUGUGGCGGGGGCCGGGUUUUCUUCCUUCACCAGCGGCUCGCGUGGGGUGAACUCCAUGAGCUUUCGCCUGCCCUCUGCUGUGAGGUCUCUUGGGCUCCGAUCUGCUUCUUCUCAUGUGUCCUCUCAUGUGUCCUCUCAUGCGUCCUCUCAUAUGUCUUCGGCUGCCUCUGCUGCUUCUUCCUCCAAUGCAUCGCUCUCUGCCUUUACCGCUAUCCCCAAGCUGCCUCCCGUCACCCCUCCUGGCGCUGCUGCUGCUGGUGGUGGUGGUGCUGCUGCUGGUUCUUCUGCUGCAGGUCAUGGUGUGAAUUUCGGGCUUUAUUCCGAGAGCGCGUGUGAGAUGGGUCCAGGGCAUUUCUCAGGUGAGGAGCUUCUCUCUUGGGCUCUAUCUCGAGAGCCAGACGAAGCCUUGCUUCCCAAGGCCACUAUGACUCUAACCGCUGUGACUGUAGUGGAGGCUUUCAGCCUGUCUGCGGCUGAUUUGUGCUUCAUAGCGUCACAUUUCCGGUUCCAGUUGAGAGAUAAGAAGCUGAGAGCGCUGAUUAAGUAUUACUCGCCGCAUUGGAGGACUUGGGCUGCUGUUACCAUACAGCUUGCUUGGCGGCGGCGGCAGGCGGGUCGGGGACCGGUGGUGAGUGGUGGUAGAGCAGCAGCAGCAGCAGAGGAGGAGAGGACACAGGAGCGCAUGCGCCUAUACACCACCAUGUUUGCCGCUCCCCCUAAGCCCGCUGGGGAUUGA